This is a messenger RNA of Lycium ferocissimum, 855 nucleotides long. RefSeq names its product putative pumilio homolog 10. Gene Ontology annotation, biological process: post-transcriptional regulation of gene expression. NCBI's taxonomy places the organism in Eukaryota, Viridiplantae, Streptophyta, Magnoliopsida, Solanales, Solanaceae. The coding region runs from base 1 to 855 and encodes 284 amino acids. The record is from RefSeq and is a predicted model, not a curated record. The transcript has 2 exons. Gene Ontology annotation, cellular component: cytoplasm. Gene Ontology annotation, molecular function: mRNA binding.
AUGCCAAAACUCACCUCAAAAUUUCAAUCUUUAAAUCAAGGACUAGUUGAUACUACUACUAAAGGACAUUUUGGUUCUGGUUGGUUUAAUGACCAAAAUUUUUAUAAAGUUGUUGAUAUAGGUGCUCUGUCUCAGAGAUUUUAUGGUAUGAAUAUUGAUGAUAAGGUUGGAUUUAAUGAUCAGUUUUUCAAUGGAACAGGAAAUUCUCAUCACGGUUUUUGUGAUUUUCAAGGGUCAGGAGUUAAUUUUCGUGAUUCAAUGGGGGGUUUUUGUACUAAAAAAAAUCCUAGUUCUCUGUCUAGAGACCUGUUUUAUCAGAAGGAACAAAUUAAUUAUGAAUAUUUGUGUAACAUGAAUAGGCCUUGUAGUAACAAUGAGGGUCUUCAAUAUGAUGAUGUUGUUGCUAGGAGUUUCUUUAGCUCCUUACAUGGUUCUCAGUUGAUGGGAUUAAAUUCUGAAUGUGACUGUUCCAUUGCUAAGCAAAGGGCUAAAUCAGUAAAUAACCCUUUUUCUGCUUUGCCAAAUUCAAGAAUCCAAGACACUUACAGUUAUGAAGACCACAACUUUAUUCUUCAAGGGGAAUGUUUAAAAUAUGGUUCUGAACAGAGAGCAAAAGAUCAGAUGGGGUGUAGGUAUUUACAGAGGAUAUUUGAUGAAGGGACAUCUGAAGAUGUUCAGAUAAUAUUUAAUGGAAUUAUUCAUCAUAUACUUGAGUUAAUGAAGGAUCCAUUUGGUAACUAUCUUGUUCAGAAAUUAUUGACUGCUUGUAGUGAUGAACAAAGAACGCAGCUUGUGCUUAUGGUGACUAAAGAUCUAGGAGAACUUGUGAAAACAUCUAGAACAACACAUGGGUAA